Bactrocera latifrons is the source of this 1228-nucleotide messenger RNA. Its product is annotated as peritrophin-48-like. Lineage: Eukaryota; Metazoa; Arthropoda; Insecta; Diptera; Tephritidae. Gene Ontology annotation, cellular component: extracellular region. The transcript has 3 exons. Gene Ontology annotation, molecular function: chitin binding. The record is from RefSeq and is a predicted model, not a curated record. Bases 69 to 1148 code for a protein of 359 amino acids.
UUUUCAACGACUACAAAUCUGUUUUUGAUAUAGUUAUAAAAAAUAAAUACAUAAGACGUUAAUUAAAUAUGGUAAUGAAAUUGGUUCAAGCAGUCGCAUGCCUUUUGGCAAUGAUAUACCAAAUUUGUGGAGCAAAUCUUGUUGGUACAAAGAGAAUAAACGUCCGAAAAGAAUAUAGUAUUUGCAAUUUGAAAUCAGACUGGGAUGUUGUUCAGAGUAAAGAAGACUGCCAUAAAUUCUACCUAUGCCUUAAUGGUAAUGUAGAGGAAUAUAGUUGCGCCGAUAAUUAUUAUUUCGAUCCAAAGGAAAAACGUUGUAAAAUAGGRGAUUGUUCAACUAUGGAGGCACUAGAUAAAUGCACACCUGAAAGCAUACGCCGCAUCAGUGACAACUGUCAAACCUUUUCGCGUUGUGAGAAUGGAGAAUAUGUCAUACAAAAUUGUAAAAAAGAGCAAUAUUUUUCAACGAAAUAUGACAGCUGUCAGCCAAUAUCUACAAGCGCCGACCACAAAUGUAGUUGCCUUCUACCUCCUUAUGCCAUCUUCAGCAAUCCAGAUAAUUGCGAAACAUACUAUAUGUGCAGUGAUGGUAAAGCAGUACUACAGCAAUGCCCACGAGGACAAUAUUAUAGCGAACAAGUCAGUAGCUGUCUUCCAGAUUUGAUUGGCAUUUGUAUAGCUCUGCCUAGCUCAACUGAAUUGGCGAUAACUAAAAUAUGUAACAGGUUUGCCAAUAAUAUAGCAGACUUUCAGCUAUAUUUAAAAGAAUGUGAUAACUUCUUUUUAUGUAUAAAUGGCCGAAUGUUUCCUAGACGUUGUCCACAAGGAUCAUACUAUGAUAAAAACAAGCGCUUCUGCCGUUGGGAUGUAAAUGGGAUUUGUACUGAACGGUUGAACAAAUUGCAUGAAGGAUUAAAAUACACAGAAAAACCUGAAAUUAUAUAUAUGAAAGAGCAACCAACUCUCCCUACUACAAAAUCAGUUACAAAAGUCAAGCUGGCUAAUCAAAAUCAAACCGUUGUUCCAAAUGUGGAGAACAACACAGAUAAAAGUAUCAAAAAAGAAAUAGAACAGAUAAAAGGUUUUGCUUUCGAUCAACCGAACAAAUCGGUGUAUGAUAAAUUGUCAUCAAAAUUUAUCAAUUUUUGACCUCGAUUAAUACUAUGGUAUAAAAAGUAAUCAACGAUUCAAAGGAUAUUCUUAUAAAAGCUUUUAAUUGUUAAGAUAAA